Messenger RNA from Mucor velutinosus, 966 nucleotides. RefSeq lists its product as uncharacterized. Gene Ontology annotation, molecular function: monoatomic ion transmembrane transporter activity. Bases 1 to 966 code for a protein of 321 amino acids. NCBI's taxonomy places the organism in Eukaryota, Fungi, Mucoromycota, Mucoromycetes, Mucorales, Mucoraceae. The record is from RefSeq and is a predicted model, not a curated record. Gene Ontology annotation, biological process: monoatomic ion transport; mitochondrial transmembrane transport. Gene Ontology annotation, cellular component: mitochondrial inner membrane. The transcript has 6 exons.
AUGUCAAGUACUAUCGACUUGACAAAACCUAGAUAUCCUCAAGAUACAUACUGGGGUAGAAUCAGACAUUUUAUAGAUGUUACUGAUCCAAGAACGUUGUUUGUCUCUUCCUCUGAGCUCGAGAAAUGUAAGCAACUGUUAGCAAACACAUCGCAACAUGACAAGAUGGACCCAGAGAAACUUUGGAAGGCAAAAAAAGUCGUGGACUCGACUAUCCAUCCAGACACUGGUGAAGCCGUAUUCUUGCCAUUUAGAAUGUCGUGCUUUGUACCUACCAACAUGGUUUUGGUAGCAGGUAUGCUAUUACCUAAUCCAAGCAUCAAGAGCAUAUUGUUUUGGCAAUGGGCCAAUCAAAGUGUCAAUGUCGCCUUCAAUUCUGCAAAUGCCAACAAGACGACACCGAUGAGUCUCAAGGAAACUGGCAUUGCCUAUGUAUCUGCUGUCACUACAUCUUGUGCCAUUGCUGUCGGGUUGAAUCAGUCCGUUCCCAAGCUCAAGGUCUCUCCUACGAUCAAAUCACUCUGUAUGAAGCUUGUCCCUUUUACAGCAGUUGCUGCUGCAGGCACAGUCAAUGUCUUUUUGAUGAGAGGAAAAGAGAUCCGUGAUGGUAUCGAUGUGUUUACAAAGGAAGGGCAAUCUGUGGGUAAAUCCAAAGAAGCUGGCUUCUCUGCUGUGUCUCAAGUGGCAAUUUCUCGCAUCUUGACAAAUGCUCCCGUCUUGAUUCUGCCUCCUGUCAUUCUUGGUCGUCUUGAAAAGACUGAUUUCGUCAAACAAAGACCCAAGUUGAUUAUCCCGCUUAAUUUCGGUUUGAUUGCGCUCUCGUUAAUGACAGCUUUACCUGCUGCUAUUGCUGUAUUCCCUCAAAUCGGUGAAUUACAAACGGCCAAUAUGGAAAAGGAGUUCCAAGAUCUUAAAGAUAUGGAUGGCAAGCCUAUCACAAAAUUGUAUUUCAAUAAAGGUUUAUAG